AUGACAGAUUUCAUAUUUGAAUGGUUCUUUUUCUUUAUCCUACCCUUCAUGUUGUUAUUGAAAGGACUUAAACCAAUAUGGCGGAAAACGCUCGGACCUUGCUUUAAUGCUGGACUCGACUGCCUUGGGAAACAGGUUGCAAGCCUUUGGAACACGUUUUACGCUUCAAUUAAAGAGAAGGUAUCAAACAAACAGCGGAAAGAAAUUGCUGAGAAUGAAUACGAUAUCUGUGAAUCUGGAGACAAAAGAGGGAGUGAAAGUAGUGUAACUGGAAAUCAUGAAAGUGAAUAUGAUGUUACAGGAAGGAAUGCUACCGGCAACAAUGUUAACGGAAGUGACGCCACCGGAAGUAAUUGCAACGGUAAUGUACCGGGAAAUGAUGUGAGAGGUAUUUAUGUUACAGGAAGUGGCAUUGACAGAAGUAAUGUUACCGUAAGUGAUAUGAACGAAAGUCAUGUUACCGCAAGUGACGUUAGCAGAAGUGAUGUUACCGGAAGUAAUUUGGGGAGAUUUACCGGAAGUCAUGAGAGUGGAAAUAGUAUUACCGGAAGUGAUGACGCCAGAAGCGGCAUAACCAUAAGUAAUAUUGGAGAACAUGUUUAUAAUACCACAUGCGACGAUACCGGAAGUGAUGUAACUGGGAGCGCUGUUACCGGAAGUUAUGGUAACGAAAGUGAUGUUACCGUAAGAGAUGACGCUAAAAAUUAUGGCAGUGCUUCUGGUAUCAGCCAAACAUCGCGUUCCACCAUCAGCGAAACGAAUGACAGAUUGUACCACUAG
Messenger RNA from Paramuricea clavata, 780 nucleotides. Lineage: Eukaryota; Metazoa; Cnidaria; Anthozoa; Malacalcyonacea; Plexauridae. The record is from the annotation of a GenBank genome assembly.